GCUAAAUAAAAUAAAAUAAAAUGAUAAUCUUUGUCUUCUUAAAGAUAAGGAUCUCUCUCUCCCUCCCUGUAAUUUCUAUCCAAUGACCCAUUUAUCUCUACAGUAUCUUGUAUCUAUAGGUUAUAUGUAUACCCUCUGUAUGUAUCGUCUUGCUCGUGCUUAACAGUAGCGAAACCAUGUCGAUUGCGCUGAAGGGAAACAGUUCGGUCGAUCUAGGGAUCGAACGGUCGGGAUUCGUGCACGGGAUGAAGUGCAUCCCGAUCUAUGAGUCGCCGGAGUUUUCGGUCGGAGACGGUGGAUUUGCGGCGAAGGAGGCGGAUUCCGACGAGCAGACCUCGUCGUGCACUUCGUCUAUUGGCAGGAACAGUGACGAUCUGCAGGUCGGGAGGUCCCUGGAUGCGGCGGACGGAGAUGGAGAGGAAGUGCAGAGCUCGUUCAAAGGCGGAGUUCUGGACAGUCUGGAGGCUCUGGAGGAGGUUUUGCCAAUUAAGAGAGGAAUAUCAAACUUCUAUGCUGGCAAAUCUAAAUCUUUUACAAGUUUAUCACAUGCAGCUUCUUCUUCCUCUCUCAAUGACAUUGUCAAGCCAGAGAACGCAUACACAAGAAAGCGCAAAAACUUGCUUGCUCAUAACAACUUCUUUAGUAAGAAUCAUAAUCAAAACAGUGGUGGUGGCCUAUACAAGAGACCUACCAACUCUAGAAGCUCUUUGGCUCUAGCUGCAACUCAGGAACGUUUUCCUCUUCCUUCCCAAGCACGGAGAAGUGGCGUUGAGUCCUCCUCCCCACCUACUCCUAAACAGAAGUUCUGUGGCUGGCGUUCUUUCUCCUUGUUUGAUCUGCAAGGUGUUGGAGAUGGAACUCUCAACCUCACUGGCACAAAGGAAUAGAGCAUAAUAAAAGUUCCAUUUUUUUGUGUCACCUAUGAAACUAAUAUAUGUACUCUAGAUGUUCAUGGAGGUGGGAAUAUUUUCCUAUCUGGUUAGUGCUUUUACAGCAUGCUGUAGCUAUGUAUCCAGUUAUUCACUGCUCAAGUCAUGUACAUCAUCACCAUCCUUUCAUAUGUAAUUUCAUCGUCUACUUGUAAACAGUUUUAGCUUCUUCUUUUUGCCUUUGGCUGUUGUAUUUGUAUAUAUAAGUUCAUUUGGAAUACAAUUCCCUUUCUUCCGUGAAUUUGAUCUCUUAUUUGGCGGUGGAUUACUCUAACCCG
This is a messenger RNA of Cuscuta campestris, 1207 nucleotides long. The record is from the annotation of a GenBank genome assembly. Lineage: Eukaryota; Viridiplantae; Streptophyta; Magnoliopsida; Solanales; Convolvulaceae.